Molecule: messenger RNA, 3316 nt
Organism: Mus pahari (shrew mouse)
Lineage: Eukaryota; Metazoa; Chordata; Mammalia; Rodentia; Muridae
Gene: Gpr162
Product: G protein-coupled receptor 162
Exons: 5
Coding region: 1326-3092 (588 amino acids)
Biological process (GO): G protein-coupled receptor signaling pathway
Cellular component (GO): membrane
Molecular function (GO): G protein-coupled receptor activity
Source: RefSeq, a predicted model, not a curated record
UAGGGGGAAAGAGACUAAGAUGGGGGUGGACUGGGACCUCUCGGGGAGAGCUAGGGUCUAAGGUUCUUCUCAGGAAAUGAACGGUGGCACAGCUGUGCCCCACUUUCCCCGUCUGCCCCGAAGCCAUCACGCCGGUCCUUACAGCCUCUCGUCUGUUCAGUGUUUCACUUGGUUUCCUAGUGCCUUCCCCAGGUCUCCCUGAACCGGAUCACUAAAACCAGAACCCUCCUGCUCUCUCCCAUCAGAGGGAAACUGAGGCUCUGGGCCAGGGGAGGAGACCCAAAGUCUCCUAGUGAGGUCGGCUAGCCUAUUUAAGGUCUGGCUUCCCCCCCUCACGACCUCUGUUUCCAGGCUCCCUACCUCUGUCCUCCUCCUUCCCACCCACCUCCCUCCAAUAUCUCCGCCUCAGGGGCUUCUGGACCUUCCCUUCUAUUUCCAGAUACUACCACUUUCCCCUCUUUCUCUCCUGCUCAAACUCUCCUCCUUCUCCCUAGCUCCCCCUCUUUCCAUUUCUGGAUGCUUCUGAUGUCAGUGGCUUCCCCGCCUUCAGGUUCCCUAGCUACACCCCCCCNCCCCCCCAGUCUCAGUCUCCUCUCUCCCAUUUUCCUUAGGUAGCUGAAGGGGUGAAAAGCCAGGCUUAGAUAGGUAGGCUGAGCACAAAGACCACAAAGUCCAGGAGAAUGGCAUGCAGGAGAAGGGCUCCCGCUUUAAUGUGAGUCCCCAUCAGCAACUGGAGAGAGACCUGGGGACAUGGAGACAGGAGUGGGCAGUUCUGAGCAUGGGCUAUUAUAAGCACAAAACUUGGAAUUCCAAAGCAGGGAGACAAGAAAUGGAGACCGGAAGCCUUUCCAUGUGUCCUGCAAGUAGAUGAGGUCUUAUGCCUUGUGGCUUGUCCAGGUGACUGAGCUCCGCCCCUGUGCACCAAGACACCCACCCCACCCCCCACUGGUCAAGCCUCGCUGGAGAAAGAGAUCUGGAAGUCCCAGCAUGAGAAUUAGAGCUGCCCAGUCAGCUUCAUAGAUGGGGAAGCGGCCUGCUUGCCUCCCCCAUCAAUUACAGGGAUAACUGAGAAAAAGCCCCACCCAAUAUGGAGGCCGAGGACUACCGCCUCUAUUAAUUCUCUGCCUUCUCCCCUGCCCUGUCCACCUGGCCUUAGCUGGGUCACUCAUGCAAUGCUGAGAAGUAAGGAAGACUUGGGGUCAGCUUGCCUGACUACAGGGCAAGGACUGUGGGCAUCAUGGGGGUGUGUGUGAACGGGGCUCCAGGGUGAGACCUAGCCCCCGCCCCCAGGAAUUUAAGGGGGUGGGGGUGGGGCCGAGGAUAGAAUGGCUCGGGGUGGGUUAGGGGCAGAAGAGGCCUCCCUACGCUCAAACGCAUUGUCCUGGCUGGCCUGUGGGCUCCUGGCCCUGCUGGCCAAUGCCUGGAUCAUCCUUAGCAUCUCGGCCAAACAGCAGAAGCACAAGCCGCUGGAGUUACUGCUCUGCUUUCUGGCCGGUACACAUAUACUCAUGGCGGCUGUGCCCCUCACCACCUUUGCUGUGGUGCAGCUCCGGCGUCAGGCUUCCUCUGACUAUGACUGGAACGAGAGCAUCUGCAAGGUCUUUGUGUCCACCUACUACACGCUGGCCCUGGCCACCUGCUUCACGGUCGCCUCGCUCUCCUACCAUCGUAUGUGGAUGGUGCGCUGGCCCGUCAACUACCGCCUCAGCAACGCCAAGAAGCAGGCGCUGCAUGCCGUCAUGGGUAUCUGGAUGGUCAGCUUCAUCCUCUCCACGCUGCCCUCCAUCGGCUGGCACAACAACGGGGAGCGCUACUACGCCCGAGGCUGCCAGUUCAUAGUCUCCAAGAUCGGCCUGGGUUUUGGUGUCUGCUUCAGCCUCUUGCUUCUUGGGGGCAUUGUCAUGGGGUUGGUCUGUGUGGCUAUCACAUUCUAUCAGACACUGUGGGCCCGGCCCCGGAGGGCUCGGCAGGCCCGGAGAGCGGGGGGCAGUGUCGGAGCCAAAGCUGGGGGGCUGGGGGGGCUGGGUACCCGACCAGCUUUUGAGGUGCCAGCCAUUGUGGUGGAGGAUACUCGAGGGAAGCGGAGGUCCUCGCUGGAUGGCUCUGAAUCUGCCAAGACAUCCUUGCAGGUCACCAACUUGGUCAGCGCCAUCGUCUUUCUCUAUGACUCACUCACGGGGGUGCCCAUCUUGGUGGUGAGCUUCUUCUCCUUGAAGUCAGACUCAGCUCCACCAUGGAUGGUGCUGGCAGUGCUGUGGUGUUCCAUGGCACAGACGCUGCUCCUGCCCUCCUUCAUCUGGUCCUGUGAGCGCUACCGUGCAGAUGUGCGCACAGUGUGGGAGCAGUGUGUGGCGAUCAUGUCCGAGGAUGAUGGUGAUGACGAUGGCGCCUGUGACGACUACACAGAUGGCCGAGUGUGCAAAAUUCGCUUUGAUGCUAACGGGGCCACAGGGUCGGGGAGUCGGGACCCCACCCAGGUGAAGCUGCUGCCCGGGCGGCACAUGCUCUUCCCUCCGCUGGAGAGAGUACACUACUUACAGGUCCCUUUGUCCCGACGAUUAUCCCAUGAUGAAACCAACAUCUUUUCUACUCCUCGAGCACCAGGCUCCUUCCUGCACAAGUGGUCAUCAUCGGAUGAUAUCCGGAUCCUCCCAGCCCAGAGCCGAGCCCUCGGAGGCCCUCCAGAAUACCUGGGACAGAGACACAGGCUGGAGGAUGAGGAGGAUGAGGAAGAGGCUGAAGGCGGGGGUUUAGCUAGCCUUCGCCAGUUUCUAGAAAGUGGGGUUCUGGGGUCAGGUGGGGGACCCCCACGAGGUCCUGGUUUCUUCCGGGAGGAGAUCACCACCUUCAUCGAUGAGACACCUCUGCCUUCUCCAACUGCGUCACCAGGACCCUCUCCUCGUAGGCCUAGGCCGCUGGGUUUUUCACCUCGACGGCUCUCCCUUGGGUCUCCGGAUAGCCGAGCCGUUGGACUUCCUUUGGGGUUAAGUGCAGGAAGACGCUGUUCCCUGACCGGGGGCGAAGGGAGUUCAAGGGCUUGGGGAAGACCCUGGGGGCCAGGCAACCCCAUCUUCCCCCAGUUGACCCUGUGAGGCCGCUUGGGCCUGCAUCACUCUGGGGGUGGGGGAACGGGCGAGUGAGUAUGCCUCAUCCUGGCCCUGAGUCUAUGGGAGCUGCCUCCAGGGAGAUGGGAGGCUACAUCCGGGCUCUAGAGCCCCAGCUCUCUCCCAUCCAAGUGACCAGAUACCCAACUCACCCGUCUUCACCCCUAGCAAAAUGUAUUAAAAGGCUGAGUUGCCGUGGAAACCUUGGUGUU